CCCGCGACAGGUUCACCCGCGGCCGUGUAAAAUGCAAGCCCCGCCCCUUCGGAGACCCGGGUUCGGCGAAGCCUCGGGUAAUCGUGAUCGGUCCGGUGCUUCAGGUGGGAGAGCCGCCGCGGCCUCGCUUUCACUCUCCUCACCUGCGAUCGAUCUUUGAACUUGGGUUUUGCAAAGACGGCAGCCCUAAUCCUUUGCAGCUUGAGCCCUGUCACGUGAAACCGAGCACCUGUUUGAUUUGGGCCGCGUGGUGGGAGGGCCGGGUCACGUGCUCCACGUUGCACCCCGCCCCCUACGCCAAUGGGCUUGCCCGCUCCUGAGCAAAAACACGGGGCAAGUAGUUUCUGCAUCUGGACAUUGGAGCUUCAGGGUUGGGUAUUGCGUGUUAGCUCCACAUCCCCACCCUGGGUCAGCCCCAGGGGUGAGUUUGCCCCCAGGCCUGGGCCAGGUUCUUUGGCAUGAAGAAGUGGAGUGCUCUGGACUCACAGCCUUGAGACCUGGUGUACUACAGUCUUGGCUCAGUCAGUAGCCUCCCAUGCCAACAAGUCAUUUAAUCUCUGGACCUCAGUUCCUUCACCUGUAAAAUGGACAUAACUGCCCCUCCAUGGGAGUCCUGUGAGGCUCCCAUGAGAUGGUAAGAUUUGUGGAAGUGCCCUUUGUUUUUCAUUUCAAGCUAGAGUGCAAUGCAAGGUGGUGGCUGAAUGAUUGUGCGGGAUGGUGAUACAGAAGUCCUUUCACACACUGCCCCCUGGAUGCGACUGGUAUCUUCGAAGAGGCAGGCAUGCAGAGGCUGAUGGAUUUAGGACCUGUGGUUCUUAAUGGUGUCCAUCUGACUUCUUUGAGGAGUGUUUUCAAUUUGUAUGACAACACCGCCCCCACCCCCCGAAAAAAAACAAACCCACACACAAACGAAGUGCCCAUCCUGUUUUACAGCUGCAGAUUUGGGCUUGGACUGUUGCUCUGCCACUGACUGUUCAAUGACUUUGUGCACCUUUCCCCCAGCAGGCCUCUUGUUUCCUCAUUUACAAAGUAGUGUCAAUGAAACCUCACAGGUGCUUAUAUGUUGGUCUUUGCACUUACUAUGUUUUAUUAUUUCUUUGAGUAAUUCCUUCAUUGUUAGACUAUGAUGACUCUCAGGGCAACCAGGGACCUACAGAAUCAUUGUAUUUGCAUUUUACAGGUGAGGAGAUGAGGUGACUAUUACUCCCCAGCGGUGAAUUUCCCUGCUGCAGUCCCCCUGUGGAAUGGGUGAUUUGCAGAAUGUCAGACAAUCCCAAGCUUGAUUCAGGACAGCUGCCUUUCUGGGUGGGAAGGGGGAGAGGGGAAGCCAGUAACAGCCAAGUGGACUUCACCCCCUAGGCAUUGUGUCCCAGCCGGUAAUGAGGAACUUGAGACAGGCAUCUCCCCUCCCCGUGGACCCACUGCCCCGAUCACAGUGGGGUUUCGCCUCCUGCACUGGGAUGCACUCAGUUACCUGGGUUAGGGUUAGGCCAGGGCCCAAGAUCAAAUAGUAAGGACUAGUUCUGUAUUCAAACCUAGUCUUCCUUCAAGCCAUGUUCUCAUUUGUAAGAAGCUGACCAUGCCUACUUCACUUCAGGUUCUUGUGCUUGGCACGGGCUUUGCCCAUGGCUGUUGCUCUAUCAAGGUUUCUCAACAUCUCCAUUAUUGACAUUUUGGACAGGAUAAUUUGUUGUGAGGGACUGCCCUAUACAUUGUGGCAUGUUUAGCAGCGUCUCUGACCACUUCCCCCUAGAUGCCAGUAGCACCCCAUCGGUUGUGACAAUGAGAAAUGUCUGCAAACAUUGCCAGGUGUCCUGGGAGGCAGAGUGCCCUCGGGCUGAGAGCUGCUGCUCUAGUUCAGCGCCCAGAUCUUCUGACACCUGUUUUCUCUCCAUCUUCAGUGUUCCGCCUGGCCCUCAUCCAACUUCAAGUUUCUUCCAUCAAAUCAGAUAAUGUCACUCGAGCUUGUGGCCUUGUCCGGAAGGCAGCCACAGAAGGAGCUAAAAUAGUUUCUCUGCCAGAAUGCUUUAAUUCUCCAUAUGGCACAAACUAUUUUCCUGAAUAUGCAGAGAAAAUUCCUGGUGAAUCCACACAGAAGCUUUCUGAAGUAGCAAAGGAGUGCAGCAUAUAUCUCAUUGGAGGUUCCAUUCCUGAAGAGGAUUCUGGGAAAUUAUAUAACACCUGUGCCGUUUUUGGGCCUGAUGGAGCUUUACUGGUAAAGCAUAGAAAGCUCCAUCUGUUUGACAUUGACGUUCCUGGGAAAAUCACAUUUCAAGAAUCUAAAACAUUGAGUCCUGGUGAUAGUUUCUCCACAUUUGAGACUCCUUACUGCAAAGUGGGCCUGGGCAUCUGCUACGACAUGCGCUUCGCAGAGCUUGCACAAGUCUACGCGCAGAGAGGCUGCCAGCUGUUGGUCUAUCCUGGAGCGUUUAACCUGACCACCGGGCCGGCUCACUGGGAGUUGCUUCAGCGAGGCCGGGCUGUUGACAAUCAGGUGUAUGUGGCCACAGCAUCUCCUGCCAGAGAUGACAAAGCUUCCUAUGUUGCCUGGGGACACAAAACUGUCCUGCCCUCCUGGGGGGAGAUCCUCGCCAAAGCUGGCACUGAAGAAACGAUCGUGUAUUCAGACAUAGACUUGAAGAAGGUGGCUGAAAUACGCCAGCAAAUCCCCAUUUUUAGCCAGAAGCGAUCAGACCUCUAUGCAGUGGAGGCGAAAAAGCCCUAAGGUUUAUGUUUCCAUCAUGUCACGAAAUAGAAAGACACAUGUCUGCAACAUCAAUUCCCUGCUGAAUUCUUUCAUGGGGAUCCUUUUUUUUUAUUUUUUAUUUUAGCCUUCCCUUCCCAGGAACUGUGUUGAGAUUGUGGAACUGCAGCACACUGGUACUCUCCACACCUUGUUAAGCAGUCAGAAAGGACUCAGGCUGGCACUGAAGAGCAGAAAGGGGAGGGGCUGGCGCUAAACCUUAUUCCGUAUUGAAAUUGCCUUAGAGAAGUUGGUAAAAGUACCAGAUUUGGAUAUUCUGGUGGUUGAUUCACCUGAUACAAAUGCAUUUGUGUCAUAAAUUUCUUAUCUCA
Messenger RNA from Miniopterus natalensis, 3075 nucleotides. The record is from RefSeq and is a predicted model, not a curated record. NCBI's taxonomy places the organism in Eukaryota, Metazoa, Chordata, Mammalia, Chiroptera, Miniopteridae.